CAGUAGGUAGCUGUUGUCCACAUUAACAAGGCACUAUUUUGGAAGCACUUUGACAACUUGUCGCUGCUCGAUAUCAUUCGGUUCGCCCGUUUUCAACGAGACGUCUGAGGCGUUCCGUUAAGCUAUAAACCAGCACAGAACUAACCUACAAACUUUAAACAGGAACUCUGGCUUCAUUUGAAGAUUAGCUCCAUUUUCAUAGUGUUUUCCUGUUUGGCAGCUUCAGGCAACUACAGACAUCAAAGUUUUUCUCCUCCUCUGGCUGACGCUUCCAAAAACACCGACAUUAGUAAAACCUCAACGUCGUUUAUUUGGCAUUUUGAUUUUUUUUUAAAUUAAUUUUUGUGCUAACGUUAGCCUACUUUUUAUAUUUCCUCCACACAAAGCUACAAUCAUCAAACAUUUUCCUGUCCGGGGAAGUUUUCUUUUCUUGUUUUACAAACAAACUAAAUAAUAUUGGAAGGACUUUUAAAUAUUUAAACGAUUGUUUCACUCGAAUCGGUUUUAAAGGAGUGUUUAGCAGACCAGAAGUGUUAGCCAUCAGUAGCUAGCUUCCACCAAGCCCUUUAAAUCAUCAUCUGAGUGCUCAGCAGGGAAGACAGCAGUUUUUAACUGAUUGGUGCUUUACGCUGUUGGACCUUUAACUUUUAAAUAUACCAGAGUUAAACAGCUAUUGUGACUCCAAAGGACUCAGCUUCGUCUUUUUUAAGUAAAAGCUGCGAGGAAAGCCAAAGCAGAUCGUUGAAGGAGAAUCUGGGGAAGGACCUGAGGCAGGUUGGAUACACCUACGGAAUCCCUGUUCGGAUUGUUUUAAUAUUCCUGUUAUUGUUGAAGAUGGCGGCGAUUGGAAUGGUGCAGAUGUUGAUCGAAGCAGCUGAAUACCUCGAUCGCAGAGAAAGAGAAGCUGAACAUGGCUAUGCCUCCAUGCCGCCCUUCAUCAGCAGUCGGGAGAGGGAAAGCUUGAAAAGGAAAAACAAGAGCAAGAAAAACAUAAGUAGCAGGUCUACACACAAUGAGAUGGAAAAGAACAGACGGGCACAUCUACGGCUGUGCUUGGAGCGCUUGAAAUCUCUCGUUCCUUUGGGACCAGAUGCCAACAGGCACACCACCCUCAGCCUGCUGAUGAAGGCCAAAGAACAUAUAAAGCGGUUAGAGGAGAGCGACAGGAAAGCUCAGCACACUUUGGAACAGCUACAACGGGAACGGAGACACCUGAGGCGGCGCCUGGAGCAGCUGGGAGUGGAGAGGACCCGCAUGGACAGCACCGGUUCUACCCGGUCCUCAGACAAGUCUGACUCUGACCAGGAGGACCUGGAUGUGGAUGUGGAGGGGACGGACUACCUGCUGGGUGACCUGGAGUGGAGCACCAGCAGUGUGAGUGACUCAGGGGACGAGCGAGGCAGCCUGCGCAGCAGCUGCAGCGAUGAGGGCUACUCUAGCGCCAGCCUGCAGCGCCUGCAGGACACUCAGGAGACGGCCAAGCAGCUGGCCUGCAGCCUAUAAACAGCCUGGAUCAGCGAGCCAAUGGCCACCUCCCCUCAGUCAAUAACCCGCCUUCUACCUGCUCAACCCCCCCACUUCACCCCCUAACCACCCUUAAAGGACUGACCAAGCCUCUUCUGCAGUAAAGUCUGACUUGCAUUCAGACUGUAACGGCUCUGAGACUCCCACGCACAUCCAGCUCUUCAUCAGCGGUCAGUCUUAAGGGCGUCGCCCGCUCCACUCCGUGCCAAUCAAACGAGCGGGUUUGUUUAGAUGCCCCGCCCCUGUUAUCCUUCUGUCCUCCAAAAACACAACUUUCAGCCAGAGAAUGUUACCACACAAUGUCCCACUGCCUCUUUUUCUAUGCCUCAAGAGCCAUGGGAAGCACUUAUGAGAUUCUUCUCUAGAAUCCAACACAAACACACACCAUCUCUCCUAGAUGUGAGACGUCUCUUAAGUGACACAGGGCCCUUUUUUUGCCCUGCUCACCAGUACACGAUCAGUGCACGGUACCUUGCACUUGAAAUUGCUUUUGUAAACAAAACUGUCUUUUUUUUUUUUCAGACUCUUUCUCUUGUAAAGCCCUCCCCCCCUUCAGUGCUCCAGCAGCAGUGAUGCUCCCAGAUGAAGUGAAUGUUUGUGAAACAUGUCAGUCGUCGCUCUGUGGACACUAAACUAGACUGCGCACGGUGUUAAACUAUCUGAGCCGGCAGCAAUACCUUCUGCAGUAACGAAGCUUUAGCAGGCAGGCUAAGUUCCUGCCCGCACGUCCAAACUAAGGUACAGGAUGAGAUUGUGAAGGGGUUAGGGGAUGGUUUUUCUCUCUGAUGACGGUGGCGUUUUUAAAGUCCCCCCCCCCCUCAUCCCUGUAAGGUGUGGAUGGAGCUUCUUGGCCUGGCAGUGGGUGCGACGGCCUAUAACAGCAGCCACCGGGCCUGAUACUGGGAUGAUCAGCCAGGUGCUAGUACAUUGUUGUACAUUAAUCCUUCACUGCCCGUUCAGCAGCUGUUAGCAGGAAGGGAAAAGCCGUUCUACCUAAAGACUCAAGCACAUUCCACAAUAUAUCUAUUAGAGACACAGGUGAGACUGAAACAGAUUAUUUUUUGAAAGUAGGUAAUUCACACUUCUUUUCUUUAAGGGGGGGGGUCAGUUUGAUUCAGGGCAGGUUAUAAGAGGGAACCAGGUAAUGUAGUCAGAGGCCCAAAGCUUUUUGCGUUUUCUCCUCUAAAAAGCACUAAACAGUUAAACCACAGAAACCCCUUUGCCUUGCCACAUAGCUAUUUAUUAUUUCUGGAGAAAUGUACACCUUUUAAUGUAAAUAGUUCUCAGAAAGAGCUCUAUGUCUAUCACCAAAUGUAUUUAUUAGAUAUAAAUAUAUAGAUGAGUCUAUAGAAAAAUAUUUAGUCAUAGCUUAUGUUCUUUUUGUGUGUUUUAUUGAGAGUUUCCUACAACGUAGUUGGUUUGCACAGCAAAGUCAAUCCUUAGAAUAUUUAGAAAAGUCUCUUGUGCCUCGAGGCGUUUGUGUCUGUUCAAUUUGGCGCGAUGCCCCUAGGGCAGUUUCAUCGUGCUUCAUUUUCUUUAUUGUCAUUUAUAAAACCCGUCCUGUCCUCUUAUUGGUGUGGGAGAUGAUGGAACAAAUAUACUGUAGAAAAAUGUGAAUUAAAAAGUUUUAAAAGCAUUAGAGAUGCACCGAUCAGAGCUGCUACAGAUUUGCGGUUUUAUUCGGAGUUUUAUCUGCUCAUUUCAGUGUAUUCCUUUUAGUUUUUGCUGAAAAAGAUGAAUUAAGGUUCAGAUUGUCUGAAAGUACUUCCCCAUUGCGACAUUUUCCUCUUUAAGAACAAAAUGGCAGCCUCUCCUAUUGGACUCUGUACCAAACGGAUGUCGAUUUGUUUAUUCCCUCAAUGUUAUUUUUUUAUACCUGCUUUCAGUGCAUCGAGUGGAUCCUGUUUAAAACUUUACAUUUCAGGUUGGAAAUCCUUUUUUUCACUACUAAAAACGUGAAGCUCUAGGCUGCUUUUUAAAAAGUAAAAACAACUGAUUUUACAUUUAAGUUUGAAAAAAAAUCUUUAAUCCUAAAUUGGGUGUACAUUAUUAUCGUUGACAAACCUAUCUUAGGACAAUCGGAAUACAAACUAUUGCAAGG
This is a messenger RNA of Cyprinodon variegatus (sheepshead minnow), 3625 nucleotides long. It is a transcript of the gene mxd1, whose product is annotated as MAX dimerization protein 1. The record is from RefSeq and is a predicted model, not a curated record. NCBI's taxonomy places the organism in Eukaryota, Metazoa, Chordata, Actinopteri, Cyprinodontiformes, Cyprinodontidae. The transcript has 6 exons. Gene Ontology annotation, molecular function: DNA-binding transcription factor activity, RNA polymerase II-specific; protein dimerization activity; RNA polymerase II cis-regulatory region sequence-specific DNA binding. Bases 835 to 1503 code for a protein of 222 amino acids. Gene Ontology annotation, biological process: regulation of transcription by RNA polymerase II.